UGAAGACUCGUUAAAAGUGAAUGUUUCGUAUUCAUUUAUUUUUAUAUUUUUAAACGAUAAUGGCUACAAUAGAGCAGAUUACAGAACAAAAAGGUCAAAGAGGUAGAAUGAUAAUUAGUCAAUGCAGAAUUUGUUAUCGCCAGGCAUGGAAUGAUUAUUAUGGAUGUGAGGCGUGCAAACGUUGUCUUCAGUUUGUUUUCACAGCAAUCAUUCACAGACGUUGCUACAGAUGCCGUAUGACUAGUAACUGCGAGUCGCUUUAUAAAUGUAAAUUUUGUACUUUACAGAAAUGUUAUAAGAAGGGUUUAAAACCGAUCAGGUUUGGAAUACAUUCUCGAGGAUAUUAUUUAAAGGAUAAAGAAAUUCUGCUACAUAAAGUUCAAACUAGAGAACCGAAUAAAUCUAACAUACAAAAAGAGAUCCUGAGUUUUAAAUUUUUUCUCCACCGAAGACUGGAUGUUAAUUUAGUAUGGGUAAUAAAAAAUAUGCGUAUAACGCCAUCAGACAGAAACAGAAUGGGCCUAUAUCCGAUGAAAGCUAUAACCUUGCAGAUCGUACAAGAAUCACUUUGUGCUCACGAUGUUAUAAAACUGGAAAAUUAUUAUCACGAUCCGUACAAAUGUGAAAUCGCACAAUUGCAAUACUUGACAAUGAAGAUUUUGAAACUGAUACGAAUGAUGAGAGAAAGAUUUUCCAAUGGAAAAAUUGAUUUAAAAACGAAGAUUCAUUUAAUAUAUUUUAAAGGGCCAAGAAAGAAUCGCGUUGUACAUGACGAAAAGCUUCAACAGGAAUUAACAGAGAUUGCUUUUUGGAUGAAAGUCUGCUUCAGAUAUUUAGAAGACUUUUCUUAAUGCCGGUUGUUAUAAACAAGUUUAACUUUUAGAAGACAUUUUUAAUGAAUUUUAUUUCUUUGUUUAUUUAUAAUUUGAUUUUAUAUUGAGAUAUUUUGGCAUUUUGUUAGUAAUUUUUGUUGAAUUAUAUCAUCUGAUUUUAUUGAAUAUGUUAAUGACUACAAUAAGAGUAUUUAAUUGAACUUUAAACUUGUAUACUAUAAAUUCUAUGUACAUAAGAAAGAUACAUCGCUUUUUAAAAUAAAUAGCAAUCUAUUAAUUACAUUCCUGGUUGUUAUGUAUAAAUGAGUAAGAAUAAAAUGAUCUUCACUCAAGAAUUUUACAUUCGUUGGCUUAGGAUAUCCUGAAACGUCUAGAACAGCAAAAAAUUUCGGAGGUAUUUUCUGUAUGUAUGGAUGUUGGGUGGUGUGUUUGUGUGUGAAAUUUUCUUUAAUUUUGCUAUAUGGUUUGUUUUUAAUGAGCAUUAGUCGCGUGGAAUUUUGGUAAUUAAAGGUCGAAGGGGUGGGAAGAUAAUGGAGAUCGUGUUUAUCUCCAGUAGGGCCAAACGUCAUGACAAUUUUUCUUGUUAUU
This is a messenger RNA of Centruroides sculpturatus (bark scorpion), 1421 nucleotides long. RefSeq lists its product as uncharacterized. The coding region runs from base 60 to 851 and encodes 263 amino acids. Gene Ontology annotation, biological process: regulation of DNA-templated transcription. The record is from RefSeq and is a predicted model, not a curated record. The transcript is spliced from 5 exons. NCBI's taxonomy places the organism in Eukaryota, Metazoa, Arthropoda, Arachnida, Scorpiones, Buthidae. Gene Ontology annotation, molecular function: sequence-specific DNA binding; DNA-binding transcription factor activity; zinc ion binding.